AUGCUUGAAGAACUAUUAAUUCAUAAGCCAGAUGAUCCCAUUCAGUAUAUGAUAGACCAUUUAAAGCAAAACAACGAUGAUGCUCCAAGAAUUUGUGUACUUGGUCCACCUGCUUCUGGGAAAACUACAGUUGCAAUGUGGCUUUGUAAACAUUUGGAUGCCAUAUGUAUCUCUCAGGAGACUUUGUUGUUCAAGGAAAUAUUAGCGCUGACAAAGGAAGCAAAGGCAUAUAAAGAAAGAAAACAGAAAAUUCCCAACGCGCUUUGGGCCAAUCUGAUCCAGGAACGUCUGUCAAACGUGGACUGCAUCAAACAAGGGUGGAUUUUGGAAGGCUUCCCUGAAAAUCAGGAACAGGCAUGGAUGCUGCAAUCAUCUGGCAUCAUUCCUAGGCACGUUGUUGUGCUUUAUGCUCCAGACACUGUGCUGAUUGAGAGGAACAGUGGGAAAAGACUUGAUCCCUUCACAGAAGAGGUCUACCAUACGACCUUUGACUGGCCAAGUGAUCCGCUGGUACAGCAACGUUUGGUGAAACCAGAAGAUCUAUCUGAACAGGAGGUGUCAAAGAAACUGCUGGAGUAUCACAGAAACUUCCCUGGGGUUUUCCAGAUCUACCAAAAAGUUUUGAAAUCAAUCAAUGCAGACCAGCCUUCCAUGGAUGUCCUCUCACAGGUUCUUACCUACGUCCAAACACGGCAGCGAUCAGCCGCCCCCUUUACACCACGGAUUCUUUUUUGUGGACCCCCAGGCAGUGGGAAGAGCCUGCAGGCAGCACUAAUAGCUCAGAAAUACAGUGUUGUCAACAUUUGCUGUGGGCAACUGCUAAAGGAAGCUGUUGCAGACAAGACAAAACUUGGAGAACUCAUUAAGCCUUAUAUUGACAAUGGAUACCCAGUUCCAGACAACCUUGUUAUGAAGAUCCUGGCAGGACGCCUAAAUGCACUAGACUGCAUGACCAAUGGUUGGGUGCUUUAUGGCUUCCCAAGAGACAUAGAGCAGGGAGAACAGCUGCAAAAAUCACAUAUUAUUCCAAACAGGGUAUUUUUCUUUAACCUCCCCUAUGAAUCCAUCAUGGAACGGCUGUCUCAACGAAGGAUUGAUCCCGUCACCGGGGAAAGAUACCACACUACAUUCAGACCAGCACCCACACCGGAGAUCCAAGCCCGUCUCAGGCAGAACCCUAGAGACAAGGAAGAAAAUAUUGAGAACCGCGUGGAAACCUAUUACAGAAAUGUCAAGGAACUGGAGGAUUUUUAUGAAGAUGCCUUUUAUGUCAAUGCUGACCAAGACCCUCAUGUUGUCUUUGAGUUUAUAGAAAGCUGUAUCAUUAAGCCCCUUCCAUGCAAAAAAUCAAAAAGCUUAUGA
Charadrius vociferus (killdeer) is the source of this 1362-nucleotide messenger RNA. It is a transcript of the gene AK8, whose product is annotated as adenylate kinase 8. Gene Ontology annotation, molecular function: nucleoside diphosphate kinase activity; ATP binding; AMP kinase activity. The transcript is spliced from 12 exons. Bases 1 to 1362 code for a protein of 453 amino acids. Gene Ontology annotation, cellular component: cytoplasm. Gene Ontology annotation, biological process: nucleoside triphosphate biosynthetic process. NCBI's taxonomy places the organism in Eukaryota, Metazoa, Chordata, Aves, Charadriiformes, Charadriidae. The record is from RefSeq and is a predicted model, not a curated record.